Exophiala viscosa is the source of this 3573-nucleotide messenger RNA. RefSeq lists its product as uncharacterized. The record is from RefSeq and is a predicted model, not a curated record. The transcript has a single exon. Lineage: Eukaryota; Fungi; Ascomycota; Eurotiomycetes; Chaetothyriales; Herpotrichiellaceae. Bases 1 to 3573 code for a protein of 1190 amino acids.
AUGAGAACAGUUACGCAGUUGUUCUCACCGCUGCUGUGUUGCUUCGGCGUCCGGACCGACGAUGAAGACCAUGCGGCGUCCAAUCUCGGAUCACUCCAGAAGCCUACCUCAGUUGUUUCCGUAGCGUUACCCGCUUCCACCGUUCCUCAUUCCUUAGGUCAUUCCGAUUCCACCUCGGCAGAUGUAGAUGCCUUACGACAAAUCUUCAGGUCCUCUUCGUCCGUACGUGGCUACCGGACCGCUUCCAGGACUACUGACUCGUCCAUUCCGCAACAAUCCUCCUUCAAUGCAGACUUCAAUCCACAAGCCAAGCAGUCAUCACAUCGAAAACAGUCAAGCCGUAUUGAGCAGCUGGGAAAUCACAUCAAACAGAAGUUGUCGGAAUCAGGGCUGAGCAAGAGCAGUUCCAAGGCUCACAUGGCAUCUCAAGAUGCUCCUUGUGAAAUGCCCUUACAAAGACAAACACUCGCCCCUCUGGGCGUGGAAGAGACGAUGGUCGGACUGAGUCAGCGCUCAACAGGUCUGCUUGAGUUGCUAAUGUCAAGAACAGGCAGUGAGGGCGGCUAUGAUAGUGAUGCCAAAAGCAUAAGUACGGCUGUGCUCAAGAGCAGUGAUGGUACAAUCAGGCUCAGCCCUCAGCGAGCCAAGGCGCUGUUGCAAUCAUCUCCGGAGCAUGCCUCACCAAGGAAAGAGCUACCCGAAGAUGAACAAACUCCUCAGACUUCUGGAGAAACACAACCACAGACCAAUACCGCUACUCCAAAAUCACCUUCGUCGUCGCCAGGAACCUCGUUGACAAAGGUAUUGUUGGCCCAGCAGGACGAGUCACCUACCAAAGUCUUACUGAAGCUCAACGAAGGCGUCACCAAUGGCACCAUUACAAUACCGAAGACGCCUGCGGUUACCGAGACCAUGAAUCCGAUGCAUCGUGGCUCAAAGGCCAUACACGACUCCAAUGGGUCGCCGUCGAGGUCUGAAGCACGGCUUCAGCAUAACUGCACGGAGGUGACCGACGUGUUGAAGAAGCUGAACAACACUGUUGGUGCGGCCAAGCGCCAAAGUCUUCUCUCCAACACGGCCGAAACCCCUCGAGAUAGUCUAGUCUCGACUCUGGAUCCCAGCUUGAUUGAUUUUAUCUCGAAGUAUGGCGAGCGAAGUUCGAUAGAGACUCGCAAGUCAAUCAGAUUGAAGAAUGUCGCUCGUACGGACAACCUCAACCUGCCUGGCAGGGACGGUUACACUUCGGGGGAAACCUCAAUCCUCGGCAAAGAAGAUACGUCCGGCAAAGAUGUCGCCUCCCUGACUGGAUCUGAGCAGAGCUUGCACCUAUACAACAUGCGAAUCUCACAGAGGCUAGCUAGCCAUUCUUUCAACGCUACGAGUUCGAGGCCAAACACCAGUCACACUGUCACGCAGCACUCCCACAAAAGCUCCAUAGACGCCCGACCUACUACCAGCCAUACAGCUUCCAGUGGCAAACUCCCUGGUGCCAUUGCGAUUGAACACAACCGACUUCCGUCUGAUCCUGAGACUCGUCGGUUGUUUGAGAAUGACGAAAACUUGGUAAGACCACCCUCUAGCUGGAGGUCAAUGACCUCUAGCAACAUGUCUGAAUCCAAAAGGCCAAAAUCAAGCACGAGUCAUGGGAAGGCUUCCUCUUUCUAUUGGAGUGAUGGAGAGACUGGGCAUGAAGCUCUCCAACCACGCAAGACAAGCAACCCAAAUAGCAUCGCCAUUGGUGGAAGGUCAGAAUCUGUCAACCUGCUUGUUGGAUCUCCGAGUUCCACCAUGAGCCAGAUGUCCAAUGCAGAGGAAAGCGCUUGGUUCGGUGGGAAGCCGUCACAACAACAACGGAGUUCAGAGGAUCAAGGACAACAUGAUGGCCCCAAGCGUGACCGAAGCGUCAGCAUGCCAAGUAGGGGUCUGUCGGACUCAGAGGGUCUACCUUAUCUUUCUGGGAAAAAGCCUGAGCGAUCAAUCGGAGCAAAUGAAACCUUGAGUGUGAUCAGUCUCGAUCGGUUGGCUGAUGCUCGACGUGAGAAAAUGACCGAAAUCAGCACUCAAGCUGUACAAGAUGUGCGAGAUGAGAGAAUGAGCGAGAUCGAGCCUGAAAAGCUGGGGAUACCGAUAAGAGUUGGACAGGAAGGUGGAAGUCACCGACUAUUGUUCUGGUCUAGAUCACGACAAAACUCGGCCACUUCUGAGAUCCCACCUGAAGCGAAGCAACAUACUUCAGAGAAUGGAGGCUUGUCGAGACAGGAGUCGAUUUCAAUUGGACCACUACAGGAGUCUACCACUGAUAUGUGGCGCAGAACUAUGAAAAAGGCCAUUCGAGAUCCGGAGGAGGAAUCGUUGGGUGGUUUUCUUACCGCGCCCAGAUUUGAUCGUGAGGGAAGGCGAAGAAGCACGAGAUCAAGUAUUAGUACAAUUGGGGCAGACAAAGGUGAGACAGCACACGACGCAACCUCACCACUACCAGGCAGCAACAUCACGCAACAAGGGCCACAAGAACCACUUGGUGUCAAAUCACAUCUGGAAGUCUGUUUCCAAAGACCUGCUCCUCUACCAAAUGUUAGCCCUCGACCAAGCAUCACGAUGAUGCCUAUGAAGCCUGAUGCAGCUAUGGCUAUCAAUGAGAAGAAAAGGAAAAAGAGCCUGCGGGACAUAGGUCGGCGGUUUACUGCAUCUGGCGAUGAAGAGCGUGGGUCAGGUGCAACCACGCCCCUCAGAGAUUUGCUCGGGGCCUGGGGACGAUUCCCAAGUCAUACGAGGAGUGAAAGAUGUGGUGCUACUGGCACACGAGAUGGUGUGACAGCACUAGACUUUGCUGCUGCAGAACCACAUGUGGAUACACCAUCGUCCUUGCCUUUGUGGAGCAUGUCAACAACUGGCCUCGGAUUUCGGAGUCCAGGGUCAUGGAGAGUCCCGUCUUUUGGCAAGAAAGCACGCAUCGACAAGGCCAAAAGCAGAAGCAUGCCCUUCUCGAGGACUUGGAAUCAGUCCUUGGAAUUCCGCGCCAAGAAGAGCCGUAAAGGCCUUGUCGGUCGAUGGAAAAGGAUUUACAGAAGCAGCAGUUCUGAUUUAAAGGCCUAUGUUGACCACUACGGCCAUCGAAGCAGUAUCAGUGUUGGCGCAAGCGUGGAGUAUCCCGAGCUGGAGAUCAUUCCAGGCCUUGGUCGCCUUGAUGUUGGUGACUUCUCCUCAUGGCGGUACGACACAGAUGGCACAGAUCAACAACAUCAUCGUGAAGAAGCGAGUCAAUCUCCGAACGGGCUGCAACAGACUGAUACAACCUUAGACGCGCAGCCUUGGACACAGAUGUACAAUGAUUGUGUCAGUCUUUCUGGGCUGAGGCGCGACGGAGACGUACGCAGCAUGAGUGCUGACGAGGAGACGGGCCUUGGUGAGAAAGAUGGACUUCACAGCAUGAUCAGUACAGAAUUGAGAAACAGCACAGCCAGCUUUGGAGUUCAAGUUGGAAAAGAACUGGAGGUAGUAAGAGAAGGCUUGAUGAAGAGGGUUGAGAAGACGGAGGUGGAAAAAAGAGAAAUACAAGCAGGUUUAGUGCUGUAG